AUGGUGCUCGAAAUUGAAACUCAUCCGAUCUAUCCUCUUCUGGCAUUGAUCUUCGACAAGUGCGAACUAGCCACGUGCACGCCUCGCGAUCUCAACCAGUCGCAGGCGUCCGGAGUCAACCAGCUCGUCGGUGGUCCAGUCGGCACAAAUUCGUCCGUCACCGGCGGCCCCGGCGGUGGCAUUGGUCUGGGCGACGUGUGGUCUUCUGAGUCUUUCAACGAGGAUAUCCUCGUUUUUGCAAAAGAGCUAGAUCAGUCAUCCUAUUCUGGUGAGAUAUGCAAAAUACAAGUCUCCGCAACAAAGUGUUUUAUGGACGCGUCCGAUAUGGCCCAAGUCGGAGGCUGCCGAAUGCGUGAGCAGCCGAAUCGGAUGUGUCCGGCUUUCGGCCGCAUCUUAGUUGGCUUACCCGAUCACUCCGACCGCCUCGAUCGGGCCUUAUCCAUCAGUUAUGUCGGCCUCUGA
Protopolystoma xenopodis is the source of this 462-nucleotide messenger RNA. The record is from the annotation of a GenBank genome assembly. NCBI's taxonomy places the organism in Eukaryota, Metazoa, Platyhelminthes, Monogenea, Polystomatidea, Polystomatidae.